ACUUUCAAUCAUAACUAUAAUAUAGUUUUGUAAAUUUGAUUUGCUUUCGAUAAAUUUGAGAAUGAAUUUAAUUCAAUUGAAAUUUGCCGUCGUACAAAUAUAUGUUUGUCAUAGUCUGUUGCGUUUUUGUGGUCAAAAAAAAAAAAUAACAAAUAUACUAAAUAACCGUGGAUGGGCAAAAUUAAAAGAAACUCUUCAUGAUACAAAUGAAAAAGAAAUUCUACUUCAAGCAUUUAAUGAUUUGGAUGAAAAUGAUAAGAAAUGCAAGGCCGCAAACAUACUAAAUAAUCUUUAUGGAACAUUACAAAUUGAAAUAUAUCAAUUUUAUCAUUGUAUUUCCUCUGAAUGUAUUGAAGAAAAAAAUUAUAAUGUUGAGUUUCUAUUAACUGAAUUCAAAAAGUUAGGAAACAUAAUAAAUGUAUUUGAACCUUUACUACAAUGUAUGAUUAAAGCGUUGGAUUAUUUAGAACGAUAUAGCGAUGUUCAUAAUGUACUGUGUAAAAGCAAAUAUUACUACAAAGAAAUUAAUACAUUUUUACUUGAUAAGAAUCUUCAAAAGUUAAAAAAUAAAAACUCAUAUUAUGUAGAAGAAGUCUUAAACAAACUUAAAGAGGUUAAUCAGUAUCAUUAUAAUGUCGUAGCGGGGUCAGGUCAAAUCAAAAAUAAUUUUGAUUAUACACCAUUCGUCGAGAAGUAUAUUAAUCAAUUUAAAAAUCUUUCUAAUCAUGAAAACCAGUAUUAUCCUGACCCGAACCAUGUUGGCAUGAAAAAAAAGAUUGAAGAAGGUGUUCAGAAGUUUUGCAAGGAUUUUGGGUUUAAUUAAAACAAGGAAUUGUGAAUACUAAAAACUCGUGUAUUUUUUUAUGGUUUUCAAUAUAUAUAUAAGUCCGUUUACCUAUACUUUUGAAAAAUUUCGGAGUAUCUUGUCUGUAUUUUAUUUCGGUGAAUUAUUAUUCAAAAAUUUAAUUUUUUCUAGUUUUACAAAUCUUAACUUUAUGAAUAUUAAAUAAUGUAUAUUUCACAUAAUAUAAUAAUUGUUUGGAAUGCUAUUUAUUUAUUUAAAAAUAAA
This is a messenger RNA of Daktulosphaira vitifoliae (grape phylloxera), 1069 nucleotides long. RefSeq lists its product as uncharacterized. Bases 62 to 823 code for a protein of 253 amino acids. Lineage: Eukaryota; Metazoa; Arthropoda; Insecta; Hemiptera; Phylloxeridae. The record is from RefSeq and is a predicted model, not a curated record. The transcript has 2 exons.